AUGAUGAAUGGAAUGUUGAAUGUUGUGAAGGAGAGAAGGAAAGAAAAAAAGACAGCGGAUGAAAAAGUAUCGAAAAUAAUUUCACGAGUGCUCCACCGCUUGAGGUUGCGUCUUCGAGACAGCAUAAAAGAAGAAAAAAUGUUCAUAAAAACCCAAAGAAAAUUGAAAAUCACAAUAUAUCCUAUAUGUGAAAUGGGAAAUGGAUCCACAAGGUUUCGUUUCCAUUUAAUGAACAUGUACCUAUUAGAAAUUGAAAAUAACUUGAAGCUCCAUAUCAUAAACUUUCGGAAACUUUUUGAAGGCUGA
Clunio marinus is the source of this 306-nucleotide messenger RNA. Lineage: Eukaryota; Metazoa; Arthropoda; Insecta; Diptera; Chironomidae. The record is from the annotation of a GenBank genome assembly.